AUGGAGGAGCUACUGCGUACUGCGGCCUGCGUAUUGGACGAUCCGGGAAGUCAGUUCCCCCAAAGUGGAGAGGGGGAAAGGGAGGUGGUAGCUUGGUGCAGGUGCAAGUGCAGUGGUGCUCAAGCUACGGCCAAGCCAGACCAAAAAAGUGGAAGAACCAACCAAACGCCCCUGGCAAUGGCCCUGUGCAAGCUGCCGGGUCCCGUCAGUUUGUCCCUGUGUCCCGGUGCUGGUGAGGUGGUGGUCCUGCUUGUCCUGUCCACGGCUGUCCUGUGUCCUGGUCCUGGGGAGGGUCCCGUCCGCUGGGCUGGGCAGGGCUGGCUGGGGCUUGCUGGACCCGUCACCGGGAAGGUAACUGGGCUGGACUGUGAACACCGCCCCAGAGUCACCUUACCUCACACUGACACAGCUGGACUGCUUGCUGGAGGCAGGCAGGCAGGCAGGCAGUGGAGGUUAGCUGUUGACAGGGCCUUCCUUCCCUUGGUUUUCUCGGAUCGAGGACGACCGUGCCAGAGCAAGUGGGUCCUCGAGGAUCGAAUGACUGCAGUGGUGCAGCAGUUGGGUGCGCUGCAGCCUAGACACGCAGUCAUCGGCUGUUUCCUGCGAGCUCUUCUUCUCUUGCUCUCUCAAAUGAGGUAA
Messenger RNA from Colletotrichum abscissum, 639 nucleotides. RefSeq lists its product as uncharacterized. The transcript has a single exon. Lineage: Eukaryota; Fungi; Ascomycota; Sordariomycetes; Glomerellales; Glomerellaceae. The record is from RefSeq and is a predicted model, not a curated record. Bases 1 to 639 code for a protein of 212 amino acids.